Molecule: messenger RNA, 932 nt
Organism: Hemibagrus wyckioides
Lineage: Eukaryota; Metazoa; Chordata; Actinopteri; Siluriformes; Bagridae
Gene: cldn34a
Product: claudin 34a
Exons: 1
Coding region: 1-729 (242 amino acids)
Biological process (GO): bicellular tight junction assembly; cell adhesion
Cellular component (GO): plasma membrane; bicellular tight junction
Molecular function (GO): structural molecule activity
Source: RefSeq, a predicted model, not a curated record
AUGAGCUACCUGGCCCACACGGCCCAUCGGCAGUUCUUCGGGUUGGUGCUGGCAGUACUGGGAUUGAUCUUGACGAUCGCCACCAGUGGAGUGGAUGACUGGAGAGUGUGGUAUGUGGACGAUGUGUCCGUCAUCACCUCUGGCACGGCCUGGGUUGGCAUCUGGAGGGCUUGUUUUUAUAGCAACGUCCUGGACACGGCCGAGUUCUGCCGUCGCAUAGGCAUCACAGAUUCGUUCAUUCCUCCAGAGAUCGCUGCAGCACAGGUGUUGUGUAUGACGGCCAUCCCUGUGGGCAUCGCUGCAAACCUGAUUGCAGGAUAUGCCAUAAGACUUGCUUACUUCAACAUUGAUGGAGGGCACAUCAGACUUUUCUUCUCCUCAGCAGGUGCUUUGUAUUUCCUUACUGCAACGUGCUCGCUGAUUCCUGUUUUCUGGAACAUGAACUCGGUGCUCAAAAAUCAUACAAUUGAUUUCCCGCCAGAGUUUCUUCUACCUCCUGCACCGUAUAAACAGGAGCUCGGUCUGGGCAUCACAACAGGAAUUGGCUCCGCUGUCUUGCUUAUUAUAAGUGGGCUGCUCUUCCUGUCCUACAGGCAACCUCGUAAACCCAGGAAACAUAAAGCUGAGGGAACUGGAGAUAACACAAACCUCAGAACUGGUGCUCUGGACACUGAGAACAGGGGAGAAGGGACAGAUAACCCCACAUUCAAGACAGAGGACAAGUUGUAAGGCAGAUUUCUGAACAUUUAGAAGUGAUUUCCAAUGUAAUGAUGUUUGAUCAUGUUUACCUUACACUUCCAACCAAUCAGAUGUCACUCCACUCUGUCACAAAGUUUAUAAAGCGUUAAACAUGGGCUUCAUCAUCAUCUCCCACUUCGAGGUGUAUCCUAAAUCUAGAUCAAAUAUACAGUAAAAAGAAUGCAUAAUUAUGC